Molecule: messenger RNA, 2721 nt
Organism: Anneissia japonica
Lineage: Eukaryota; Metazoa; Echinodermata; Crinoidea; Comatulida; Comatulidae
Product: D-beta-hydroxybutyrate dehydrogenase, mitochondrial-like
Molecular function (GO): oxidoreductase activity
Source: RefSeq, a predicted model, not a curated record
GAUGUGAUACAGGUUUUGGGCAUGGAGCUGCCAAGCAUCUUGAUGCACUUGGUUUUUAUGUGUUUGCUGGCUGUCUGAAGAAGGGCGGGGAUGGUGAACAAGCUCUUGUUUCUGAGUGUUCAAAUCGAUUGGUUACUUUACAACUGGACGUGACAAGCGAUGACCAAGUGAAAGCAGCACUGGAAGUUGUUAAACAGCACCUAACUAACAAAGAACUCUGGGGUCUGGUGAACAAUGCUGGUGUGUGCAUCAUGGUAGAGACCGAGGUCUGUUCCCUGGACAUGUUUCAGAAGUUAUGGGAAAUAAAUUGCCUAGGUCAAGUUCGAAUGGUCAAAGCAUUCCUUCCGCUUUUACGAAGAUUUAAAGGUCGAAUUGUAAAUGUCACCAGUUUGUGUGCUCAGUUGUAUACUCCAAGCCUUCCAGCCUAUUGCUCCUCAAAAGCUGCAGCGGCCAUGUUUACUGAUGUACUGCGGAAUGAAGUAAAGAAAUGGGGAAUAAACGUCUCUUCUAUAGAACCAGCUGGAUUUAAAACUGCUGCCACCACGUCAGGUCUGAUGCAGCAGACAAUAACAGAUAUGAAGGAACGGCUGCCUGCAGAGUUGCGUCCCAUCUAUGGAGACCACUACUUCAAUGUCAUGCAAAGUCGGUUGUACAAGGAAAAUGAUCCCAGAUUGGAAACUGAUCUCACUUCUGUAUACCAUGCCAUAACUCAUGCUCUUCUAGCCAGACGCUCAAAGACACGUUACGUUUGUGGAUAUUUUGCACCAGUUCUUGCCUGGAUGUUCAACCACUUACCAAACCCAGUUCUUGAUUUCAUAGCCAGUUUUUCGGGAACGUUGGUAACAAAAGCUGAUAUAGUCCCGAACGGAAACAAAAAGUCACAAACUAGUACAAAAAAUGCUGCUGUAAAACAAGACUGAGCGCAAAGUAUUACUGUGUUGUAAAUUUGUUGAUAUUUAAUUUGCCAAGAUCAUGCCUGUUUGCUUUCCUACCAUGUGCUAAAAACAAAUCGUGUUCUCAAUGGGUCUAUGAUUACUAGAAAUUUGUUAAUUUUUAUAUUUAUUUUAUCUCUGCAGAUGUAGGUUUUUGCAUUUUAUGAAUUUGUAUUAGAAUUAGAAACUUGGGUACAAGUAUGGAAAAAGAACUGGUUUUAGGAAGAAAGCUUAAAUAUUUGACAUCAUGAGACUGCCUUCUGCUCAUUAAAACUUACAUGUAACAUACAUCUGAGCACUUUUUAAUUACUUUUAAAGAUGUACUGUCCCUUGAAAUGACCAAAAAUAAUUUUUAAAUUAACUUGUUCAUUUUGCAGUAACAUACAAAUUAUUAACUUGAGCAUAGAAUUCCCAGAUUUUUUAACUGGAUAACUAUAAUAAAGAUAAUAAAACAUUUCCAGUGACUGGAAGUGUUUCUAUCAUUUUUUCACUGUAAAAUCAUGGUUUUUAUGGGUAUGCAUUUUUUAAAUACACUAAUUUCUAUGUUCAAGUUGAUAAUUUUAAUGUUACUUCAAAAUGGGUAAGUAAAUUUCAAAAAUGAUUUUUUUUCGUUUUUUGCAAGGGACAUUACAUCUUUAAACUUGUGCCAAAUUAUUAGAAUAUUAAGUGUAAUAAACACUAUGUUGGGAGAAAAAAAAAAUAAAACAAAUUUGGUCAUGAUAAAAAAAUUAGAGACAGGAAUUGAACCUAUUGGAAGGCAGGCAUCUAACCGCAAAGUUGUAUCUGUACGUCUCCACUAUUAUCAGCAUUGUCAAGUUGGUAGCGAUUGCAGCAUUUCAGAUAAUUGUCGCUUCAGGGUCCCUCCUCCUUACGGGAGAAAUGAGCUUUGUGUUGUUUGGAGUGUUUCCUUAUCUGUUGUGGGUCCAGGGGUUAUAAACCCUGGAAGCUUUCGAGAUUUAGCAGUUUUUAGCUCUGUUUUGUAAGUAAUUGCACUCUUGCUUAGUGAUUUUUUAUUAAAUUAUACUUUGCUACCCAUGGUGUACUGAUCGGCAAUGACUUCCGUGAGAAAAUUGAUAACAAAGCAGUAAAAACUUGCAAAUAUUAUGAAUUUGCGGGAUAUGGGUUAUUUUCCGGGAGAUUUUUGCUUGCUUGUGGGAGGCUGUCCUGAUUUCCGGGAGAGUCCUGGAAAAAUUUUGAUCCCUGAUACUUUAUACACUCCAGUGGAAUAUUUCGUAAUCCAAACAAAACUAUUCUUAUUUUUGUACAGUAAAUAAACUUAUUUUUUAGUUAACUUAUAAAUAAUAUGUAUUGUAAGAUUAACUUUUCAAAAGAAUGAAACAUUAAAUGUGGUUAAAUACUUUUUUUUUUUUAUCAUGAUUAAUAAGUGAUUACUCCAUACUACUGUACUUUCAUCAAAUAAUGAAUUUAUAUUUUUAAAAUGACCAAUCGGGUAUAGUCAUGAGUAUGCAUUAAUACAUAAUAGAUAAUUAAAUUUUAUUUAAAAUGUUGAACUUACUUUAAUUAGUAGAGGAAGAACAAGUAACAAGCGUGUUGGUGUUGCAUAUAAAUACAGCAUUGUCAAAGUUUGAAUAAAUAUGUACAAUUUACUUUUUAAUUUACAGUAGUUAGUACUUAUUAGAGAUACAUUCCUUAGCAUUAUUCAUUUAAAAAAAAUUAUUUUUGUAUUUUUAUGAAGAUAAAAACAUCCGGAUCUAUUAAUUUAUAUACAACUGUAAUACAAUCGGAAUGCCAUUAAAUAAGAAAUAAAAAGACAGUGGUCUUGUAAAAA